CAGAGAAUAAGGAAGAAGCAUGAAGUCACUACAUUUAAUCAGCACUGUGUUCUUGCUGAACCUGGGGAUCUACCAGUUUACUGAAGCCCAGAAUACCUGUGGAAAAAAUGCAGGGAAUUCCAAUCGGAUUGUGGGAGGGCAAGAAGCAAUUCAAGGCAGGCACCCAUGGCAGGUGUUUUUGUGGCAUCCUGGUUUCAGCCUAUGUGGUGGCACUCUCAUCAGCAACAACUGGGUUGUGUCAGCAGCUCAUUGCUUAACAAAGUUAAAUGCUUCCUCUCUCAUCGUUAUUCUGGGGGCACACAACCUAAGUGGAAACAACAAUGAGGAAAUUUCUGUUCCAGUGAAAAGGAUUAUUAUACAUCCUAAUUACAAUGAAACAACUAUUACUAAUGACAUUGGCCUAGUGGAGCUGACAAAGAACGUAUCUUUUACAAACUACAUCAUCCCAAUUUGUCUCCCUACACCUUCCAUUGUGUUUCCCCCUGGAAAAAGUUGUUGGGUGACUGGCUGGGGAGCCACUGAGUACAACAGUAGCAAGACAUUACCGAACACUCUGCAAGAAGUGAAAGUCCGUUUGCUAAGUGCAGAGCAGUGCAAGCCUUAUGACACAGGUAGAAUUAAGGAAACCAUGAUAUGUACAAUGGACAUCAAAGGUGGAAAGAGCCCCUGUAAGGGUGACAGUGGAGGGCCCCUUGUUUGUUCAGAGAACAAUAUUUGGUACUUGGUCGGAGUGGUGAGCUUUGGAUAUCGUUGUGGAGUGGAAUAUGACCCCAGCGUGUAUACGUAUGUUCCUGCCUAUAGGGACUGGAUUGGGAACUUUGUCUCUACCAGUGUCUUUAGUGUCUCUAGUGGCUCAGCAAGUAUAGGAUUCACAUCUGGACUGUCACACAAGAGCCUCAGCUUGAUGCCCUUCAUCUUUUCUCUCUGCUGUGUGCUGCUGGGGGAUCUUUGGUUUGUUCUGAGGUUUGGCUGAGGUCGAGAAAUUUGGAAAUGGAUCAUUACACUCUCCUAAAUGACCAUGAAAGAUAAUUUAAAAAAGAAAAAACAACCUCCCCCGGAGUUUUACUGAAGUGUCUAAAUUCAUGUGAACUCUUAAUUCAGACAUAUGUAUUAAUGUAACAGCAAUAUUUAGCGGUUUAGCAGAAUAUUAAUGUACACAUGACAUCAUUUUACUAACAAAGAAGCGAUUCCUUGUGUUACCUUUUCCUUCUUGCCAAUUCAUAUUGUGCCCCCAGGCCCUAGCCAUAUACCUCUUUCAUAAUAUGCUUCCGUUCCCUUGAUAUAUCUGAAUGUUCCCCAUGGAAUUUGGUUGCAUCUUGGCCAUAACUGCCUAACCCCAACUCUGCCCUCAUUCUGCAACAGCCCAUUCUCUGCCAUUCUUUCUGCUCAAUAUCUGAGGACAUAGGGUGACGGUUCUAUGAAUUUUAAUGGAGUAAGUAAGUAAGUAAGUAAUCUUUUGGGUGACAGAAGGUGAUAAACCUGUUACUAAGGGUGACCAGGUCAGGGUGACAAAAAAUAUGUUUUUUAUCUUUGCAUAUUUACAUUUAUCAGCUGGUUACUA
Xenopus laevis (African clawed frog) is the source of this 1561-nucleotide messenger RNA. RefSeq names its product serine protease 33. The record is from RefSeq and is a predicted model, not a curated record. Bases 20 to 973 code for a protein of 317 amino acids. The transcript is spliced from 7 exons. NCBI's taxonomy places the organism in Eukaryota, Metazoa, Chordata, Amphibia, Anura, Pipidae.